AUGUAUCGGCAAAUUUGGGUAGACAAGCGAGAUGUUGAUUAUCAGCGCAUUCUGUGGAAUACUGACCGCCGGACUGACUAUCAAUUACUGACGGUUACCUACGGAAUGGCUUGCGCUCCCUUUUUGGCGCUGCGCGUAAUUCGCCAACUCGUCGAGGACGAGGGAUCUCGCUUUCCUCUUGCUGUUUCGUUGCUGCGGAAUAAUAUUUACGUCGACGAUCUAUUAUUCGGAGACGGCAGCCGCGAUCGUCUCUUACAGGUACGUCGACAGCUCGAUGCGUUGUUCCAAUGUGGGGGUUUCCAACUUAGGAAGUGGGCAAGUAAUUCAUCGGAGCUUCUGGCUGACAUUGAUGCUCACGGGCAUGGCUUGGCAUGCAUUAAGUCCUUGCAGGUUGACGAGAAAUUGAAGAUUCUGGGCAUCGGAUGGGAUCCGACGCGAGAUAACUUCAAGGUGACGGUGUCUCUCGAAGGACGUGUUCCGAAAAGUAAAAGGGCUAUUCUGGCGGCGAUUGCUAAAAUUUAUGACCCGCUCGGUUGGGUCACUCCGAUCACUAUUACCGCAAAAGUAUUCAUGCAGCAACUUUGGCGGGAAGGUCUCGCAUGGGAUGAAGCUCUCCCGGUUAAAUUACAGGAACGCUGGCACAUCAUUUUUUCGCGCCUCUCAUGUCUCAAUGAUUUUCAAAUCUCGCGUUGGUUUGGGCUCGGCACGGACUCCCAACUAGUCGAACUUCACGGUUUCGCCGAUGCCUCGAACGUGGCCUACGCGGCAGUCGUUUAUGCGAGGGUCGUAAUAUGUUCUGGAGAAAUAAUUAUUUUAUUGCUAGCGGGCAAGUCAAGAGUUGCUCCGCUUCAUACUAUAAGUGUGACUCGGUUGGAGCUCUCGGCUGCGGUCUUGCUCGCGCGCUUAAUGGAGUUCGUUCGGCGAUCGCUUGGUUACGAGACUGUUCCGUGUUUUUGUUGGACGGAUUCUAUUAUCGUUCUGGCCUGGCUCCUGCAGCAGCCGUCUAAAUGGAAAACUUUUGUGGCCAACCGGACUGCCGAUGUGCAGACACGCCUGCCUGAUACAGAGUGGCGUCAUGUACCGACAGACGAAAAUCCUGUCGAUUGCGUUUCCCGCGGACUCCUCGGUGACGAGCUGUUAGUUCAUGAGCUCUGGUGGCGAGGUCCGCCGUGGCUGCAGUCGUCUGAGACUGACUGGCCAUUGCGGAACCCUUGA
Harpegnathos saltator (Jerdon's jumping ant) is the source of this 1215-nucleotide messenger RNA. RefSeq lists its product as uncharacterized. The record is from RefSeq and is a predicted model, not a curated record. The coding region runs from base 1 to 1215 and encodes 404 amino acids. The transcript has a single exon. NCBI's taxonomy places the organism in Eukaryota, Metazoa, Arthropoda, Insecta, Hymenoptera, Formicidae.